AUGGGGUUUAUUUGCCCAUGUGUGGAUGCAGUACAUCCGGAGAGAAUAUCUAAGAAAGAUGAUAUAAAGAAGAAGAAUAACGGAAUAUCUUCUGGAUCAGAGAGUGAAUCAGAUAGUGAUGAUGUAAGAGACAGCAUUGAGAUACCAAAGAAUUUCUUAACUAGAGGGCCCAGAACAAGUGUGAGCGCUGAAGCUUACGGUGCAUGGAACAAAAUGAAAGAUUUUACUCCUCCAAACUAUCCAAAAACAAAGGAGCAGGAGAGACGCAUCCGUGAAAAGCUAUUGGAAAGUUUUAUGUUCACAAGUUUGGAUGAGGAAGAACUAAACACAGUAAUUUUGGCAUGUGUGGAAACUCCAGUAAAGAAGGGUACGGAAAUUAUAACUCAGGGUGAUAAUGGAGACAAACUAUAUAUAAUAGAUCAAGGAACCGUGGAGUGUUACAAGAAGACUAGUACAGAACCAAGAAAACAUCUUUGCGAUCUAAAUCCAGGUGAUGCUUUUGGAGAACUUGCUUUGUUGUAUAACUGCCCAAGAGCAGCAAGUGUUGUUGCAAAAUCUGAUUGUUUGUUAUGGGCUUUAGAUAGAGAAACUUUUAAUCACAUAGUAAAAAAUUCAGCAUCUAAGAGAAUUAACACCUACGAAACCUUCCUUAAAGAAGUAGAGAUACUAAAGACGAUGGAUGUUUAUGAGUUAAAUAAACUAAUUAUGGUUUUAAAAAAUUUGGUUUUUGAGGAUGGACAAGAAAUUAUUAAACAAGGAGAACAAGGUGACACGUUUUAUCUAAUCAUUACAGGCAAUGCAGUAGCUCUUAAGGACAAUGUUGAGGUAAUGAAAUAUAAGAGAGGUGACUAUUUUGGAGAGUUGGCUCUCUUGAGAAAUACUCCAAGAGCUGCCACAGUCAAGGCACAAGGAAGGUGCAAAGUUGCUUAUCUAGAAAGAAAGGCAUUCAAGAGACUUUUAGGCCCUAUUGAAGACAUUUUAAAGAGAAAUACAGAUAAGUACAAGACAGUAAUUAAAAAAAUCACCACAAAGGUAUGA
Messenger RNA from Cryptosporidium ubiquitum, 1038 nucleotides. RefSeq names its product cAMP-dependent protein kinase regulatory subunit. Gene Ontology annotation, molecular function: cAMP-dependent protein kinase regulator activity. The record is from RefSeq and is a predicted model, not a curated record. The transcript has 2 exons. Lineage: Eukaryota; Apicomplexa; Conoidasida; Eucoccidiorida; Cryptosporidiidae. Gene Ontology annotation, biological process: regulation of protein phosphorylation. The coding region runs from base 1 to 1038 and encodes 345 amino acids. Gene Ontology annotation, cellular component: cAMP-dependent protein kinase complex.